UGAGCUUUCGUCUGUCAGCCGCUGGCCAAAGCCAAAAAUCUCUCUCAUUUCGGAGGAGGAGACGGAGAGGAGGAUUUUCCAUAGUCGUCGCUCCGAUUCCCUCCAUCUUCAAUCGCCCUCAAUCGACUUCCUUUUGCAUUGAAUGCUUGUUUCUGCGAUUCGAUCGAUCGCUUGCCGCCCAAGGAUCUGAAAAUUACUGGGUUUUGAUGUUUUUGGUUGUUGUAUCAAAUUAUUGUUUUUCAUUUGUCGGCCUUUGUAGUUUGAUCGGAUUGGGGUCUUUGAAUUCUAUCUUGUAUGUUUAUGGUCGUUUAUGGUAUGGUUGAUUUUGGGGUAUUUGUUGAUCAAAGAUGGGAUUGGAAUCUUCUGGGGAGUUUCGUGGUUGAUUAGUGCCGGUGGGAUAGGGGGCGGCAGGUGUGUCUGUUUAAUUUAAUGGAUUGUUGUGAAUUUCUGUAAGUUAGUUGAUCGAUGGGGGUAUUGGGGGUAGUGAGUUUGUCGACAUUUGGAGCUUGAUUGGUUGGGUCAUGGAUGAAGCCAGUAGUAGCAAGGAAGAUGGACCUCGAGCCAGAGAGGAAGCAGACGAGGGAGAACACUGCUCGAGCCUGCCUUGGAGUCCGAGCAGGAGUCGAGCUUUCAGUCGUUAUUCUCCUUUGGCUGGAACUUCUCAGAAAUCUAGUACUCUGCGGGUUGUAGUUAAAAGACCUCUUGUGGCAAGAUUAACCAGGGACAUAGUUGAGACUUAUCAAAUAUGCAAUCUAGAAUUCAAGUAUUCUGAAGAAUUGAACCCAAAGCGGUACCUCACAAGUCCAUCUGUUGGAGUGCUAAAUGAUGGUUAUGACAAUGCAAACUCGGAUCUAAUCUUGACUGUGAACUUUGUCUUGGUCAAUGUAGACUCGCAAAGAAGGUACAUUGUCAAGGAUAUUCUUGGCCAUGGGACCUUUGGACAAGUUGCCAAAUGCUGGGUUUCAGAAACCAACAGUUAUGUUGCUGUUAAGAUCAUAAAAAACCAACCAGCAUACUACCAGCAGGCACUGGUUGAAGUCUCUAUUCUGACAACGUUAAACAAGAAGUUUGAUCCUGAAGAUAAGCAUCACAUAGUCCGGAUUCUUGAUUACUUUGUAUACCAACGGCAUCUAUGCAUUUCCUUUGAGCUGCUUGGUGCAAACCUCUAUGAGGUCAUCAAGAUAAACCAGUUUAGAGGGUUGUCACUGAAUGUUGUCCAAGUACUAUCAAAGCAGAUUUUGCAUGCAUUGGUUCUGAUGAAAGAAGCUGGUAUCAUUCAUUGUGAUCUGAAGCCAGAAAAUAUUCUUCUGUGUACGAGUUUGAAGCCAGCAGAAAUCAAAAUUAUUGAUUUUGGAUCAGCAUGCAUGGAAGAUCGCACGGUUUAUUCCUACAUUCAGAGUCGUUACUACAGGUCUCCCGAAGUUCUUCUUGGUUAUCAAUAUACUACUGCUAUUGAUAUGUGGUCUUUUGGCUGCAUUGUUGCGGAGUUGUUCUUAGGGCUGCCUCUGUUUCCUGGGGCAUCUGAAUUUGAUCUUCUCAGGCGAAUGAUAGAAAUUCUGGGAGGGCAACCACCUGAUCAUGUAUUAAGGGAGGCAAAAAACACAAAUAAGUUCUUUAAGCGUAUUGGGAGUGUAUAUCACCUUGAGAACGAUGAAACCUCCAUGGGUGGCAGAAGUGCAUACCAAGUAUUGACUGAAGAAGAGUAUGAAGCUAGGGAGAAGAAAAAACCAUUAAUAGGAAAAGAAUAUUUUAAUCAUAUGAAGCUUGAGGAAAUUGUUAUAACCUACCCUUACAGAAGAAACUUGCCUGAAGAGGAGAUUUUGAAUGAAAAUCGAACUCGCUUAGCACUGAUUGAUUUCUUGAGUGGAUUAGUUGAAUUUGAUCCAGCAAAACGGUGGUCACCUUUGCAGGCUUCAAGACAUCCUUUUGUCACAGGAGAACCAUUUACAUUCCCUUACAAACCACCCCCAGAGACUCCUCGCAUGCCUGUUGCUCAGAAUGUUAAGGUGGAUCAUCACCCUGGUGGAGGCCAUUGGUUUGCUGCUGGUCUUUCUCCUCAGGUUACAAGCAUGAACAGAUGUCCUCCACAGAGCAGUCAACAUUUUCAGAUGGCUCCAUAUUGUCAUGCCAGUAGUUAUGGCAGUUUAGGGAGCCAUGGUAGUUAUAAUGAUAAUGCUGGACUUGGAAGCAGCUAUGGAAGUUAUGGUGAUAAUAGUAGUUUUUAUGCAUAUUAUUCUCCAGUUGGUCCAUCGGGUUUGAACAUCCACACGCAAGGUGGAGUGCCAAUCCUUGGAGCUAGCCCAGAUGCUAGGCGAAGGACAUCUCAACUCUCUCAUGGAAAUGGUCUUGGUGUCAGUCCAUCUGCAGGAAAUUUUGCACCAAUGUCCCUGGGUGCUAGUCCCUCACAGUUUACUCCUCCAAGCUCCCACAUUCAGGUUUCAGCUGGUUCUCCUGGAAAGUAUGGUCCAACUUCUCCAGCAAGAAGUAGUGGUGUUCAUGGUUCACCAUUAAGCAAAAUGACAGCUGCAUGCCAAGUUAACAGAAGAAGAAGUUGGGGAUAUCCAGGAAGUCUGCAAUCUCAGGAGAGUUCAUCUCCACACUGGCAAGGGCAUCACAGUGAUGGUGCUAGCUGUAGUCACACUGAAGGGAACUCUCGAGGACAUGGUAGUUCUCCUCGAGGUGUGCAAUCAAGUUUUAAUUCACCAAGCUGGAGACAGCAAAGGGGAUGCAAUGGACUCACUUCAGGCUAUUCCUCAACUGUUCAGAAUGCCCCUGGAUCACAUGCACAGAGCUCUAAUUUUCCAUUGCAACAAACUUCAGAAUCUGCUUAUGACAAGUCUGAAAGCAAUUCGUCACUUCCUGAUCCUGGUGAUUGGGAUCCCAAUUAUAGUGACGAACUUCUUUUGCAAGAGGAUGGCUCUGAUGUAAGCUAUCUAACUUCUGAGUUCAGCAAUGGAAUGCGCCUUUCGCAUGCUGCAGAAUCUGCAGUUCCAAUGGCUGGAAUUGGAAGAUCAAGCCACAUUUCAAACCAGGCACAGACAAGUUCAAGCUUAUCCAUGCAAAGAACAAAUGGACCUAUUCAACCAUAUUCACAUGUAGAAGUGGGAAGCCCGCCUUCAGCUCAUGAUAUGUUUGCUGGGUAUCCACGUGCAUUAUCGAAACCUUCAUCACAUCCUAUGUCUCAUUUUUCAUUGAACUAUCCAAGCCGUUUGGGACAGCAGACUGUCCAGCGGUUCAACCAUGGGCACUCAAUGUUUGCUCGUAGUGGUGAGUGGAGUCAUCACAAGGUUCAGCCUCCACCCAACUAUAGCAUGGGGGGUUCACAUUCUCCUGGCAAUAGCACAUUUUCCAAUGGAACGAAUUGGGGACGAAGGGCCGGGCAUCCCAUCACCACAAUUCCACCACCAUCCCAUGCAAGAAAGGACUAUGGAAGGAUUGCCUGAAGUAGAAAGUUGGUUAACCUCCUGAGAGGGGUUAUGAAUUUCAUAUUUGGCAUGGAAAUCUGUAUUUGAUAGUUCCAGUUGCCAUGCAGGCUUGUGCUAUCUAUGGAAAUCUUCUUUGGGGUCAUGUUGGUCCAUUGUGCUUUCACUAAUAUAAUUUAUGAUUUAUAAGGCAUCCAAAUCUUGUUGGAAAUUCACUUCUGGUUGGUCCACAGCUAAUUAAUUCAUCCAAGGGCCUUCAUCUCCACGCAGUUCACCAGCUGCUAGAUUUGUUCUCAAGUUCUGUACUAAUUUUUGGUUUGCCUUAUCCUCUUUUGAAGGAAAUACAAUGUUAGAUGUAUCUAACAUUGCCAUUUUCCACUAAGGUAUACCUUGCAGCUGGAUAGGACAACGUUUAUUAAGUUCAAACAGAAGGCCAGGUGGCAAGGGCUGUCUGACAGGUAUUGCACCAACAAUUUUAUGUUGCUUGGCAGUUAAAAAUUGUUAUCAUAUGUUUUCUCUUUGGUGCCAGAAAAUAUUAUGGUUUUGGAUGCACAUUUUGUUGAGUUUUAAUUGCAGAUCUCCAAGUUCCUCGGUUCUGGUGCUCCAGCGGACCACCCCAUUUUGCCAACUGAUUGUUGACGGAGUUUGGUCCUAGUGUUCCUAUCCUAAGCAUAAUGGCUUUGGAUGUGAUAAUUUAUACGUUCAUUUUUUUUUUUUUUUGUUUUUCCAGUUGAUUGUUAUUUGUUUGAGUUAAACACACGAAUUGAAUACUGGAACAUGAAUUCUUUUCUUUUCCCUGUAAACUUCUGUGUUUGAAAUUUAUUGACAGAUCCAAAAUUCCGAGUGCUAA
This is a messenger RNA of Nelumbo nucifera (sacred lotus), 4272 nucleotides long. RefSeq names its product dual specificity protein kinase YAK1 homolog. Gene Ontology annotation, cellular component: cytoplasm. The record is from RefSeq and is a predicted model, not a curated record. Gene Ontology annotation, molecular function: ATP binding; protein tyrosine kinase activity; protein serine/threonine kinase activity. Gene Ontology annotation, biological process: peptidyl-threonine phosphorylation; peptidyl-serine phosphorylation. NCBI's taxonomy places the organism in Eukaryota, Viridiplantae, Streptophyta, Magnoliopsida, Proteales, Nelumbonaceae.